Marasmius oreades (fairy-ring Marasmius) is the source of this 855-nucleotide messenger RNA. RefSeq lists its product as uncharacterized. Lineage: Eukaryota; Fungi; Basidiomycota; Agaricomycetes; Agaricales; Marasmiaceae. The record is from RefSeq and is a predicted model, not a curated record. The coding region runs from base 1 to 855 and encodes 284 amino acids. The transcript has 4 exons.
AUGAACGCUCUGCAGUUCGCGACACCAUCCUUGAAAGCCGAAGUGCUAAGGUUACUCCCAUUCAGAACGUGGUUGCCUCUUCAAGCAGAAGUUCACAAAAGUGAGGACUGUCAACUGUUAAUGAAUGCUAAACAUCUUGAGGGCGUUCACUCCAACUUCAUCAAAUUUGUGGCCCAAACCCCUCCCAACUCAUCUACGUCACGGUUCCAAAUUCAGGCAUUGUCGCCAGAGAAUUCAGACCAAGAAAAAUCGGACUUGAAUUCAAACUUGUCAGGAUCUGAACUUGUUGGAGGCAUUUUCAAUGAGGAUCAGAGUAUUGACAUGGUCACGGAUGCCAGGAAGGACAAGAAAUUGUUGAAAACAGAUCCCACGGUGAUGAAAGCAAAGCAGAGCCUACCUGAGAACCUGGUCCUCGAACGCCUCGUGUCAGCCGACAUCAAUGGAAUCGAUGAGAAUGAGUCAGAGAUGACAUUGCGGGGAUCUUCCUGCAAGACAAUCACCAUCAAAGACCUCCCCUUUCCAUCCGACUACACUCAAGUUUACCAAAAGAAAUGGGAGCAACGGUUCAUGGCGCAUAUUCUCCACUUCGCCAAAACUCAAGAACUCCAAUUCGGUAUUGGGAACCGGCCUGAACUGGCUUCCUUUGUCACAUCUACAUGGAAACAGGUCUUUCCAGAACUCAAGAUACAUGGGAAAGACAUUAAUAUACUUAAAUUUGUACAAGUUGAGCUCCGAAACUAUCGCAGCAACGUUGGGAAAGAGGCACUUUCUAUUGUUGAAAAAAAACUCUCAAGAGUCGAAGGCGCAACAGUCGAACGGGCAGAGUGGAUUGCAGAGCAAUUAAAGAAUGACUGA